GGGGCGUGCUAACCUUGUUCCCUGUUACGGUCUGUCUUGGCAUCAGCUCCUGCUGUUGUUUUCCUCGCCCGGCCAACCACCUGCCUCGGUUUUGGCCCGGAAAUGGAGCUCGGCUUGUGGAAGGCUGGGGGGGUGUGCAUCAACAAUCGGAUCCCCAGCCAUCCAGCCAUCAGAACCCCCCGACACCAGCCACAUGAUUCCGAGUUCCUGUCGCUUUGCCGAAGGAUUGAACUUUUUCGAUUCUGGCCGGCGAAGACUGACUGACGAUAACACUUGCACCUGUUUAAUACCCGGCCGACGAAAAGACCCCCACACAGACAGGCACAGACAAAACAUAGGUACACGCCUACACACGCAAACCAGGUACACACGCACGCACGCACGCACCAGGUAGCUACCUCCCUCCUACGCUUCUUCCAUCCUAUUGCCGGCAACGCAAUGAUCGAUUGCUGCGCCGUCAAUGUCGCCGCCCUAUGAGUCGUCCCGCCGUCGCGGGGUAUGGAGCCACUGGGUGCCCCUCGCCGUGACCGUCACGGUUGCGACGGCCGGGGUCGCCGCCUGGAUCUGGAGCCUGCGCAAGGAUGACGACCACGAAGACACCGAGCAGCCCGCCGAUGUUCAAGACCUCGAUUACGACAACGCCGACUACGGCGACAAUCCCGCCUACGGUGCAUCCCGAGACGGCGCCGUCGGCCCCAAGACCCCCACCUUCGGCGGCGCGCAGCCGCAGGCCGAGUCGUCGAGCUCUGGCUGGGCGGCACUGCGCCGGAGUCCUAGCCCUCAGCAAUUCUUCGACAACGCCAGGAGGACGGUUGCUGCCGGCGUGACUGCUGCCGGCGCAGCUGUGGGAAGCGCGCUGGCGGCCAUUAGAGAGGAGGACAAAUCUGCGUACGCCGACCACGAGACUUGGUCGGAGGAGGCAGAUGCCAAGCAGGACAGGGCUGCCGGGCCGUCUCAGAGCAAGGACGUCAACAAGCGCCGGAAAAAGGUUGCCAUCGUCAUUUCGGCCGACAGCCGCUUGGACGAUAUCGAUGCCGACGGGUUCCAUGAGCAUGCUUCCAUCCUGUCCCACAUCCCCCGCCAACUGGACUUCUCCAAGAUCAAGCUUUAUGUGCUCAUCUACGCACCGAACUUGAAGGAUGCCAACCUGGAAGCAACCACCACGCUGCCGCCCCCGUCGCUGAGCUCGUCCUUUUCAAACAUUGAUCAUGCUCAAGCGCAGGCGUCCGAGGAAGCCCGGAGCCCCUUAGUCGGCGCGUCGUCAUCAGACCCUGCGUACAACGCCAUCUACUCGCAGGCGCAGGCACUCGUCGAGAAGGACAGCAUGAUUCUGACCUUCACGUCGCCCAACGGUCACUCGCACAUCCUGCGCCACAUUCAGCCCGAGAUCAUCUACCUCCAGGAGUCGCUCUCGGGUGACAAUGGCAGUGCCGUCACCAACCUCCAGACUUGGCUGCGACAUGACGUGAUCUUGGUUGUGGGCGCCGAGAGCGGCCAUGGCGGGCUCGCGGACAGCGAGUCGGAGGCCGAGAAGCCGGGCAAGGAGAAGGAGGUGUGGUGGCAUAAGGAGGAGCGUGUCGGGAGAGGCCGCGGAGUGGUGGUCGUGGACGGCACGAGGGUCCAGGAUGAUUGGGCACGGAGGGUGCUGGGCAAGGAGUAAGGCAGCCAGCGAUGGCGGAUAUGAUGUGAAGAUUAUGAGUAUGUGUUGGUGAUGAUUGAUUCCCCCACGGUGGUUGGUUUUCCUUGGUUCCAUAUCUUGCUAUAUAGUAUCCGUAGGACAAAGACACCGCCGAGCCCAACCAAGGGGGUUGAGACGGCGUUUCUUUCUAUAUCCAUAUCUUUUUGUAUUGUGGAAUCUGUAAAUACAGACCUGUGGACAUACGUCAUGUCGUCAAGUCGGGCUCAUCGAUUUGUUUACCUGUUCG
Molecule: messenger RNA, 1925 nt
Organism: Chaetomium fimeti
Lineage: Eukaryota; Fungi; Ascomycota; Sordariomycetes; Sordariales; Chaetomiaceae
Exons: 3
Coding region: 461-1660 (399 amino acids)
Source: RefSeq, a predicted model, not a curated record